AUGUUAGCCGAUGUUAGCCAGGAGAUACCACAAAUCCACACCCAGGCAGACACCACACACCCCACACCCAGGAGACACCACUACCCCACGCCCAGGAGACACCACAUACCCCACUCCCAGGAGACACCACACACCCCACGCCCAGGCAGACACCCCACACCCCACGCCCAGGAGACACCACAUACCCCACUCCCAGGAGACACCACACACCCCACGCCCAGGCAGACACCACAUACCCUACGCCCAGGCAGCCACCACAUACCCUACGCCCAGGCAGCCACCACAUACUCCACGCCCAGGAGACACCACAUACCCCACGCCCAGGCAGACACCACAUACCCCACGCCCAGGCAGACACCACAUACCCCACGCCCAGGCAGACACCACAUACCCCACGCCCAGGCAGUCACCACAUACCCCACACCCAGGCAGCCACCACAUACCCUAUGCCCAGGAGACACCACAUACCCCAUUCCCAGGCAGACACCACAUACCCCACGCCCAGGCAGACACCACAUACCCCACACCCAGGCAGAUACCACAUACCCCACGCCCAGGAGACACCACAUACCCCACGCCCAGGCAGACACCACACACCCCACGCCCAGGAGACACCACAUACCCCACGCCCAGGAGACACCACAUACCCCACGCCCAGGCAGACACCACAUACCCCACGCCCAGGCAGACACCACAUACCCCACACCCAGGCAGCCACCACAUACCCUAUGCCCAGGAGACACCACAUACCCCACUCCCAGGCAGACACCACAUACCCCACACCCAGGCAGACACCACACACCCCACGCCCAGGAGACACCACACACCCCACGCCCAGGCAGCCACCACAUACCCUACGCCCAGGCAGCCACCACACACCCCACGCCCAGACAGAUACCACAUACCCCACGCCCAGGAGACACCACAUACCCCACGCCCAAGAGACACCACACACCCCACGCCCAGGAGACACCACAUACCCCACGCCCAGGCAGACACCACAUACCCCACGCCCAGGCAGACACCACAUACCCUACGCCCAGGCAGAUACCACAUACCCCACGCCCAGGAGACACCACAUACCCCACGCCCAGCUGCUCUGCACAGUAG
Messenger RNA from Oncorhynchus masou masou (cherry salmon), 1110 nucleotides. RefSeq lists its product as uncharacterized. The coding region runs from base 1 to 1110 and encodes 369 amino acids. Lineage: Eukaryota; Metazoa; Chordata; Actinopteri; Salmoniformes; Salmonidae. The record is from RefSeq and is a predicted model, not a curated record. The transcript has 2 exons.